Sardina pilchardus (European sardine) is the source of this 2886-nucleotide messenger RNA. It is a transcript of the gene stx2b, whose product is annotated as syntaxin 2b. Gene Ontology annotation, molecular function: SNAP receptor activity; SNARE binding. The transcript is spliced from 10 exons. The coding region runs from base 345 to 1211 and encodes 288 amino acids. Gene Ontology annotation, cellular component: SNARE complex; plasma membrane; synaptic vesicle. NCBI's taxonomy places the organism in Eukaryota, Metazoa, Chordata, Actinopteri, Clupeiformes, Clupeidae. The record is from RefSeq and is a predicted model, not a curated record. Gene Ontology annotation, biological process: synaptic vesicle fusion to presynaptic active zone membrane; exocytosis; intracellular protein transport.
GUAGGAGGAUUCAGACACAUCAGGCGAAAAUAGCCAACUUUAUUUGAACUUCAUUUGUUAGUUGUUUAUUAGAUGUAAUUAUGGACACUUAGGAAUAAUUCGGAUACUUAACACGCCGUGUUAGAUGCAACAGUUCGGUUUGUCAGGAACUUCUUUCAACUCGAGAGAGUGAAUGAUAGUCCUUUGAAAGGGCGGUGAGCGUGGAGAAGGCUAGUGUCAGCUCCCAUCGAUGGACGACGGACAUGUCUGCUGACAUAAACGCUUGGGAGUUAUCGUUGUACAGUGACUGUAGAAGUUGAUCCCUAUGAAGUCUUUUGGAUGAAAACUUCUGCAAAAGUAAAGCGAUGAGGGAUCGGUUGGCGGAUUUGCGUGCGGGCAGGGGACAGGAGGAGGAGGAGGUGGUAACACUGGAGAGAGAUGGCUUCAUGGAGGACUUCUUUCAGAAGGUGGAGGAGGUCCGAGGCCUGAUUGAUAAAAUCGGCUCCGAGGUGGAGGAGGUGAAGAAGAAGCACAGCACCAUCCUGUCAGCACCCAACGCAGACGACAGGACUAAAGAGGAGCUGCACCAGUUGACGGUGGAAAUCAAAAGGAAUGCCAACACAGUGCGAACUAAACUCAAAUCCAUGCAGCAGAGUCUGCCCCCAGACGACAUGGCCCACAGAGCCUCGGUGGACUACCGCAUCCAGAGAACUCAGCACACGGUCCUGUCUCGCAAGUUUGUGGAGGUCAUGACCCAGUACAAUGAGACACAAGUGUCCUUCAGAGAGAGGAGUAAAGGCAGGAUUCAGAGACAGCUGGAGAUCACUGGAAGAGUCACCACAAAUGAAGAGCUUGAGGACAUGUUGGAGAGUGAAAACCCAUCCAUCUUUACCUCAGAUAUCAUCUUAGACUCCCAGAUCACGCGACAGGCUCUGAACGAGAUCGAGUCGCGGCACCAGGACAUCAUCCGGCUGGAGUCCAGCAUCAAAGAGCUGCACGACAUGUUCAUGGACAUGGCCAUGCUGGUGGAGACCCAGGGGGAGAUGAUCAACAACAUUGAGAACAAUGUCACCAACGCCGUAGAGUAUGUUGCUAGUGCUAAGGAGGAGUGCAAGAAGGCCGUGCGCUACCAGAAAAAAGCUCGGCGGAAAAAACUCUAUUUGGUCAUUUGUAUAGCGGCAGCUUGUGUCCUUCUCCUGGCCAUCAUAAUUGGAGCAUCAUUUGGAUCAUGAAGUAUUUCAUGUGAAGAUGAAGGAACACAACUGUCUUCACAGAGCCACCUGGAGAGACUGGUAGUCCAUUCUCAAGUGAACAAGGUUUUCUUUUUUAGAUGUAAACUGAGUGACUGAAUGAGGCUGAGAUACAGGGCGCCAUGUCUGUACCUUAGUGAUUUUCUGGCUCUGACAAGAAAAUGUGCACACACACACACACACACACACACACACACACACACAUGAUAUCAUGAGCACAAACAUAAGAAUGGCUGUCUCUUCUGCAAAUAUUAUCUAGACAUGACUCAGUGAUCCUCUCAAGCUGCUUUGAAUGCACAAUGCACACAGUUCUCCCUCCCACUCACACACACACACACACACACACACACACACACACACACACACACACACACACACACACAUACACACACACACACACACACACACACGCUCACACACACGCUCUCACACACACACACACACACACACACACACACACACACACACACACACACAUACACAUACACACACACACACACACACACACACACACACACACACACACACACACACACACACACACACACACGCUCACACACACGCUCUCACACACACACACACACACACACACACACACACACACACACACACACACACACACACACACACACACACACACACACACACUAUACCAUAGAAUCCACUGCAUAGUAGAAAGUGAACACUGUUUUCCAUCUUGUUAUAUACUCUUAACUGAGCUUCAUAGAAUACGGCUGUAUGUUGUGUAAUUGAAUCGUUGUCUGUUGCUCUUUGCUAUACGUGCCUUGUGAAUCCAAUUGAAUUAUGUAGAUUAUGUGGACUGGAACAAAUCUAAAUUCACUCCUAAUGAAUGUACUGUAACGGAUCUGUGAUAUGGGCUGCUGUCCACAGACAAGUGCGUCUUGCUAGUUGCGUGCAGACAAGGACCUGAAGUAUCAAUUUUAAUUAUAUUCCUUCUGAAUGUGACAAAUAUGUGAUGUAGACUCUCCACAGUGAAAUUGGUUAUGUCCAUUUACCCUAUCGCAAUACUUUAGAAGUUAAGUGGGUGAAAGAUGUCUCGACAGGGUAACAUUGCUCAGAACAAAUGGUCAAUCGCAUGAUUAAACGUUACUGUAAUUUACUGACUGACUUGAAGGGAUUUUGUUCUCUGCAAACACACUAACAUGGCUGUGACAUCCAUAAUGUCAUAUCAUAUUUACAGUAUGUGAUAGCACAAUGCAUUGUAUUUACCUCAAUUGUAAAGCCCCAUCAUUCAAAUCUUGUAUGCCAUACUCACAGAGUUCCAUUGUUGAAGCCACCCCAAUCAGGCUGUUUUGAGGACCCCCAACUGGACUGUCUGGCAGGGAACUACAAAUGGAUAAUAAUAAUUGUAUGCAAGGAGGUGCCAGUAAGAUUAAAUGCUUUUAAUAAUUAAUCCUUCCACCCCAUUACAAACAUAAAACGUCUGAUAUAUGAUUCCGCGGGGGGGAUAUGAGUCAUUAUGAUGUUACUUCUAGAGUGGUGUGCCUUAUGUUGGUGUUUCACUACACAAGAUGAUGUUGGAUGAUAGAGCACUUUUUUGUUUUUCUUUUAGUGUUUUUCAAUUAUAAUGACAUUUUCUGAUGGCAUUAGCCUUAAUUAACUAGGACAGUUGAUUAAUAAAGAGACUGUCACCCAU